AUGCGUCAAGACAAUCCAGCCGUGCCAGGCAGCGGCCUGGUAUCCCUCAGUGGAACUGUUGCUCUCCCAAAAGACCCGCAAAAUCGUUUUCCCGCAUCCACACCACAAUUUCUACGGUCCCAGUCAAUGAAUCUACCGUUGGAGUAUACAACCUCGUCUGGAGGCACCGCGUCAGCUCCGAACACCGGGGAUCUAUUCGAUGGAAUGAACAACGGUCCGGAGGCUGAGAACAAACGACAGUCUCUUUUCGAUCUGUCUACAACCCCUCUGUCAGCCAAAUUUCAGAAAUUGUUCGAACGGGGCAAAGAUGAACGAUGUCCACUCUGUUUUCGCAAAUUUGGACUGUUCGUUCGGACAGGACAAUGUGAACAAUGCCAACGCAUCAUCUGCUCAUCUUGUCUCCAAGAAUUUGUCACCAACGGAGUUGUUUAUCUGUGCAAAGACUGUUUGGAUAUUACGUAA
Messenger RNA from Echinostoma caproni, 462 nucleotides. The record is from the annotation of a GenBank genome assembly. NCBI's taxonomy places the organism in Eukaryota, Metazoa, Platyhelminthes, Trematoda, Plagiorchiida, Echinostomatidae.